This is a messenger RNA of Botrytis porri, 1638 nucleotides long. RefSeq lists its product as uncharacterized. Lineage: Eukaryota; Fungi; Ascomycota; Leotiomycetes; Helotiales; Sclerotiniaceae. Gene Ontology annotation, cellular component: nucleus. The record is from RefSeq and is a predicted model, not a curated record. The transcript has a single exon. Gene Ontology annotation, molecular function: zinc ion binding; DNA binding. Bases 1 to 1638 code for a protein of 545 amino acids.
AUGGAUUCGAAUAAUCAAGAAGCCCGUAUACUCCUCGCUAUCGAAGCUAUUCAAAAAGACAAAAAAACAAGUAUUCGAAAGGUUGCAAAGAUAUAUAAUAUCUCGAAUACAACACUACAGCGUAGAAUUAAUGGUAUUACUUCUCGUUCCGAAUAUCGACCUAAAUCUUAUAAUCUUUCAGAACUAGAAGAGAAUAUCAUUUCUGAAUAUAUAAUUGAUAUGGAUUUGAGAGGAUUUCCACCUAAAUUAAGAAAUGUAGAAGAUAUGGCGAAUCAUAUUCUUGAAUCGAGGGGUGCAAAGCGCGUUGGGAAGCUCUGGGCGCAUCGAUUCGUAAAGCGUCGAAUCGAAUUAAAGACGCGUUUUAGUCGUGUUUAUGACUUUCAAAGAGCUCUCUGCGAAGAUCCUAAGCUUAUUGAAGAGUGGUUUCGAUUGGUUGCGAAUAUGCGAGCGAAAUACAGCAUUUUGGAUGGCGAUUUCUACAAUUUCGAUGAGACGGGCUUUAUGAUGGGUAUAAUAUGCCCCGGAAUGGUAGUAACUAGUGCUGAACGGAAUGGCAGAAGCAAGGCAAUACAACCAGGCAAUAGAGAAUGGGCUACAGCAAUCAUAUGUGGCAAUGGGGAGGGUGAAACUAUACCCCCAUUUCUAGUGGUUCAAGGACAGGUUCAUCUUUCCAAUUGGUAUACCGAAACCGAUUUUCCUGCGGAUUGGGCUAUUAAACCUACAUCUAAUGGAUGGACAAACAAUGAGACAGGUUUAGAAUGGUUGAAACACUUCGACAAGCACACUAAGAACCGAAGAAAGGGCAGGUAUCGAAUGUUGGUACUAGACGGGCAUGAAAGCCAUGAAUCAAGAGCUUUUCAAGCAUAUUGCAAAGAGAACGAUAUUAUAUGCUUAAGUCUACCACCGCAUUCAAGUUAUUUAACUCAACCACUUGAUGUGGGCUGUUUUAGCAAUCUGAAACGUUCAUAUGGUGGUCAAAUUGAUGGGUUUAUCAAGGCACAUAUCAAUCAUAUUUCGAAGGUUGAAUUCUUUAUAGCUUUUAAAGCUGCAUAUAAAGAAUCAAUCAUCUCUCAGAAUAUGAAAUCAGGAUUUCGAGGAACAGGUUUAAUACCAUUUAACCCUGAAGCCGUACUUUCGAAGUUAGAUAUUCGAAUUCGUACACCUACCCCUCCCUCUUUCGAUCUAGAUCAAUGGAUCUCUCAAACCCCUCACAACCCAACUGAAGCUCUUUCUCAAUCAAUUUUAGUGAAAUCUCGAAUAACCCGACAUCAAUCAAGCUCCCCUACACCUAUAUUUGAGACUGUACUAGCUCUAGCUAAAGGUACAGAGAGAUUAGCUCAUGAGAAUACACUUUUGAAUGCAGAGAUUCGUACACUUCGAAAGGCAAAUGAGGCAUUAAGCAAGCGUCGACGCGCGAAAAAAACCCAAUUACGUCAAGGAGGAGUACUUACUGGGCAAGAAGCUCUUGAUAUAUUAUCUCAACAAGAGGUUGAUAUUCAGAUUCAACGCGACGAGCGUCAAAAAGGGAGGAAUUCUAAUGAAGAAGCAUCUUCUAGUCGAUGCUGUAGUAAAUGCGGAAAGACCGGACAUAAUGCAAGAACUUGUCAAGAUAAUAUAAUAGAUCCUAGAUUAUUAUAA